UUUAAUUUUUUUAGUUUUUUAAAGCUUUUACGUAAAAACAAACUUGCAAAUCAUCUUGCAAAAGUUGUCUUUUUUUAAAAAAUGUCUAUAUUUUUAUACAAAUAUAAAAUGUAAUGUUUUGAUUUCACAAUUAUGACGAAGCGUGCAAAAAAUGAAGUUUUUAUACAUUUUUGAUUUUUAUAACUUGUGUUAUGACGGUCGGAACAUUUUUGCUUCUUGUUUUCGUUGGCCUAAUUUUAAUUGCAAACUAUUUGUUUAUACAUCAUAACAGAUUUAAAAAUUUAGAUUUACCAUAUCCAAUACCAAAAAAGAUGUUAACAAACUUUAUGACGCCUUCUUAUCAAAUGUUAUCAAACUUUAUGAUGCCCACCUAUCAAAUGUGCUGCAAUCCUUUAUUUUGUCCAAUGCAAGGAAAAUGGGUGCUACGUAAUGACAUGUCAUACAUUGAUUUUAACGAUGUCUUAAACACAAACAUAGAACUACGAACUCGAAAAGGUUUGCCGAAAGUUUUGACUCGCAAUGAUUUGAGAUGCGGUAGAAAAAAUCCUCUUUCGCGUACCCUUGUAUACAACAAAACACUCGGGCUAUACCCAGAUAUUGCUUCGCAAUGUGAUGGAUUUAGUGAAACACCUUGCUGUAAUGAUGAUUUUGGUUGGUGUGGCAAUGGACAAUUAUUUUGUUCAUGUGAAAAAUGUAUUGAUUAUUCUAGAAUUAUUUAUGCAGAACUUUAUACUUGGAUACACGCAAACAGGUGUCAGUAUUUUAAUUUUGAUAAAAACCAAAGCUGUACUUACUUUAAAAAUCAAUUUUCAUCGACGACAUUUAUUGGCGAUUCUUUAGUGAGGCACGUGUUUUCUUCAUUGUUACUCAGUUUGACGGGAGACCUAUUGUUUGGAGCUUUAAAAGUAACGUUAACUCAAAGUGAUUUACGUUUUUGUUCUGGUGAAAAUCAAUUUAUUGACAGUUCUUGUCAUGUAAAACUUGCAACAAAAUGGAGUGAAAUACAACAAAAUAAAAUGUAUUGUCCGUCGUUAAUUAGUAAACCAGAACUGUCGUUUGUGCAAGCGUAUAGUACAUUACAGUCACAAAUGGCUUUAGAGACAAUUAAGUUAAAGCUUAGUGAGCCACGCCCCCUUUUUAUAGUUGGAAUUGGCAUACAUGAUAAUUUUAACGCAGAAAAAGUCAUACAAUACUAUCUUGAUCCCAUUGUGCAACUAAUACGGCAAGCUUCUAACUCUAAACCUAUUCUUGUUUGGUUAAACUCUCAUUCUGCGGGACUUCUUAAACCUCUUAGCUUUCAAAUGACUCAAGGAAACGAACAAAUUCAAAAGUUCAACGAAGAACUUUAUAAAUAUUGUUUUCAAAACUCUAUUAUAGUAUUCGAUACAUUUAAUAUAACUAAAGGCGUGCAUAGUUUUGAUGGCACGCAUUACGGCAGCGCACUUAAUCAGCUGAAAGUAAAUCUUCUUAUUAAUGGAUUAUUAGCUGUUACAAACCAUGAAUAUUAGCUGUUAGAAACCAUGAUUAAAAAGUUAUUAUAUGUUAUAAACAUUUAUUAAUCAAAAAACAAACUUAAAAAUAA
Messenger RNA from Hydra vulgaris (swiftwater hydra), 1582 nucleotides. Lineage: Eukaryota; Metazoa; Cnidaria; Hydrozoa; Anthoathecata; Hydridae. The record is from RefSeq and is a predicted model, not a curated record.